UGGCUCUUCUCCACCCAGGUAGCUAAGCUGCCAGUCCUGUUGGACUUGUCCUACCCGGGAGGGAUGAGUGCAGGCUUGGGUCUGCUCCACUGUCCUCUCCGGCACAGCUAGUGCCAUGGACACCUCAUGGGUUCUGCCACUCUUCCUACUCCUGGCCUCCCGAUUAGGGGUCCUAGCCCUCAGAGCCUCAUCUGAACUUCAGCAAACCAAUUUCUCCUCUGCUUUCUCUUCCGACUCAGAAAGUUCUUCCCAGGGGCUGGGUUCGGAAGUUCCUUCCAUCAAACCUCCCAACCUGAAAUUUCUGAAUCAGUCUUCCAGUUCAAAAGCCUCUGCUGGAAUAAUCUCUGAUUCCAACUGGUUUCCUGAGGCUCUGAACUCCAACAAUCCAUCUGGAUCCUUCUGGUCAAAUGCUUCUGCUGAGGGUCAAGAUUUGAGCCUGGAUCCCAUUCCUGGUUCCAAAGUACUUCCUGAUAUCUUAGAUCCUCAAGUUCCUGCCAAAGACCCCAAGCCUUCCUUCCCUAUUAAGACCCCAACUUCAAAUAUUUCUGGUCAAGUUCCCGAUACCAAAGAAUCUGUUGAGGCCCCAGGUUCAAAAGAUCUUGAACUCUUUGCCCAGAACCCUGAAUCCAAAGUUUCCACUGAGACCCACCCAGCUGCAAGCUUCCCUCAGCAGGUGAGGGGGCCUCUUGCUGUGCUGGUGGGGGCCACCAUCUGGCUCCCCCUGGUCCCAGUCCCCAGCCCUGGCCCUCCUGCCCCUCUGGUGGUCUGGCGCCGGGGCUCCAAGGUGCUAGCAGCAGGGGGCCUGGGACCAGGGGCUCCUCUGAUCAGCCUGGACCCUGUUCACCGGAGUCGCCUGCGAUUUGACCAGGCCAGAGGGGGUCUGGAACUCACCUCUGCCCAGCUGGAUGAUGCCGGGGUCUAUACGGCUGAGGUCAUCAGGGCAGGGGUCUCCCGGCAGAUUCGGGAGUUCACGGUGGGUGUGUACGAGCCCCUACCCCAGCUAUCGGUGCAGCCUAAGGCCCCAGAGACAGAGGAGGGAGCGGCGGAGCUUCGGCUGCGCUGCGUGGGGUGGGAACCGAGUCGCGGGGUGCUGAGCUGGAGUCAGAACGGACGCGCUCUGGAGGCAGCGGACCUUGAGGGAGUGGAGCCGCCCCGCAUCCGCUUUGAGGGUGACCAACUGGUCAUCGCGCGUCCUGUGCGCAGCGACCACGCCCGAUACACUUGCAGCGUCCGCAGCCCCUUUGGUCACGCGGAGGCUUCAGCGGACGUCUGCGUCUUCUAUGGCCCGGAUCCGCCUGUUAUCACUGUCUCCUCGAACCGCGACGCAACCCCUGUUCUCUAUGUCACCGCGGGCAGCAACGUGACCAUGCGCUGCUCCGCCGCCUCGCGGCCUCCCGCCGACAUCGCGUGGAGCCUGGCGGACCCAGCCGAGGCCGCGGUGCCCGCGGGGCCACACCUCCUGCUGCCGGCGGUUGGGCCGGGCCACGCAGGCGCCUACGCCUGCCUUGCCGCGAACCCGCGCACCGGACGCCGCCGUCGCUCUCUGCUCAACCUCACGGUGGCAGAUCUGCCCCCUGGGUCCCCACAGUGCUCUGUGGAAGGGGGUCCUGGGGACCGCAGCCUCCGCUUCCGCUGCUCGUGGCCGGGCGGGGUCCCUGCCGCCUCCCUGCAGUUCCAGGGUCUCCCCGAAGGCGUCCGCGCGGGGCCAGUGCGCUCUGAACUCCUGGCAGCCGUCCCCGCCCACCCUCGGCUCAGCGGCGUCCCUAUUACCUGCCUUGCUCGCCACCUGGUGGCGACGCGCACCUGCACUGUCACCCCGGAGGCCCCCAGACAGGUGCUGCUACAUCCGCUAGUGGAGGAAACAGAGUCGGGGGAGGCAGAGGUGGCACUGGAGACCUCUGGAUGUCUCCCGCCCGCACGAGCGUCCUGGGCCCGGGAAGGGCGCCCGCUGGCUCCAGGAGGUGGGAGUCGCCUGCGGCUCAGUCAAGAUGGGCGGAAGCUCAUCAUCGGCAACUUCAGCUUGGAUUGGGACUUGGGGAAUUACUCCGUGUUGUGCAGUGGGGCUCUCGGUGCUGGGGGCGACCAGAUCACCCUCAUUGGACCCUCCAUCUCCUCGUGGAGGCUUCAGAGAGCCCGGAAUGCGGCAGUGCUAACAUGGGAUGUGGAGCGUGGCGCCCUGAUCAGUGGUUUUGAGAUUCAGGCACAGCUGGAGGCGCCUGGCUUGGGCAGGACUUCCACCUACAAGGACUGGGUCUCCCUGCUCAUCCUGGGGCCUAGAGAGAGGUCAGCCAUCCUGCCCCUUUCAUCUCGGAACCCUGGGUCCUGGGCCUUGCGUGUCCUACCCGUCCUGGGUGGUCAGCCAGGGAUUCCAUCGCAAAGCCGGGUCUACCAGCAGGGCCCCACCCUGGGCCCUGGGGCCAUUGCUGGCAUUGUCCUGGGCUCCUUACUGGGCCUGGCUCUGCUAGCAGCGCUUCUCCUGCUGUGCAUCUGCUGUCUGUGCCGCUUUCAGGGGAAGACUCCUAAGAAAAAGAAGCAUCCCCCGAGUUUGGCCCCUGUGGUCACUGCACCAGAAAAGAAGAUGCAUAGUGUGACCCCAGUGCAGAUGUCAUGGCCGUUGCCCCUCAAAGUCCCCCUGGAGGACCCUAGCCCAACUAAGGCCUACCAAGCCACAGGUCCCAGUCCCGUCAUCUCUCCAGGAGUGGGCCCAAAAACUGUUCGGUCAGCCACACAGGUGUGAUCAGAGCUGAUGGCCUACCCUGUACAGGGUGUUUUGGAGCAGAACUUCCUGUUUUGCCCCAGCAG
Messenger RNA from Nycticebus coucang (slow loris), 2802 nucleotides. It is a transcript of the gene VSIG10L, whose product is annotated as V-set and immunoglobulin domain containing 10 like. The record is from RefSeq and is a predicted model, not a curated record. NCBI's taxonomy places the organism in Eukaryota, Metazoa, Chordata, Mammalia, Primates, Lorisidae. The coding region runs from base 116 to 2737 and encodes 873 amino acids. The transcript has 10 exons.